GUUUCCUGAGGCGCCAGGCCCGCCUCUGGGCUGAGAGCCGCUCCUAAGUCCUCCCUGAGGGCAUGGUUCUCAUUCCUUUCUAAUGAUGGCGCCGUCUGGAAAUCUUGGCCACGAUCUCAGGCCUUUGCCAGGGAAAUAACCGUUUAAUCCCCGUGGGAGAAAGCCCUAAGCCUGCCCUCCCCUGACGGGGCACCCUCUGAGGCCGACUGCUGACUUGCCCGCGGCCUCUGGGCCUCCUUCCAAGGAACCCAGGAAUACGACUUUCCCCAAGGAAGGGCUGGCGAAGGGCUGGGACAGACCCGCCUGAAAGGCCAGCUUCCUGGCAGCUGGGGGCAUGGCCUUUAGACAGGGCCAGCUUUUUUGAUCCUGACUGCCCCCUCCUUGUGAUAAAGCCCUUAGGAGCUGGGUAUGCCAAGCCUGGAGGAGAGAAGGAUAAGAGGUGAUAGGAGAGCCCUCUUUAAAUGUUUGAAGGGGUGUCACAUUGAGGAGGGAGCAAGCUUGUUUUCUGCUGCUCCAGAGAACAGGACCCAGAGCAAUGGAAGCAGGCUCCAGGAGAAGAGAUUCCACCUCGACAUUAGGAAGAGCUGUUUGAUAGUGGAGCACACUGCCUCAGAGACUCUUCUUCUUUGGAGGUUUUUAAACAGAGGCUGGAGCACCUGACCCUGCCAUGGCCAUGCCUCCCUGGCUUCAUUUUAAGGCCAGGUGAAAAUUAAAGUGUUUCGUGGCACUCCUUUGGGAUGAAACACAUUUUGGAAAGAUGGGAAGCUACUACAUUAACCGGACCUUUUUCUUUGAUGUACAUCCACCUUUCGGGAAGAUGUUGAUAGGACUUGCUGGCUACCUUAGUGGCUAUGAUGGAACAUUUCCUUUCCAGAAGCCAGGGGACAAAUAUGAACACCAUAACUACAUAGGAAUGAGAGGGUUCUGUGCAUUCCUUGGUUCAUGCCUGAUUCCCUUCUGUUACCUCACGGUUUGGGAGCUAUCUAAAUCAUUGCAGGCAGCAAUGCUCACAGCUGCCUUUCUGAUCUUCGACACAGGGUUCAUCACGCUCUCUCAAUACAUUCUUCUUGACCCCAUUCUGAUGUUCUUCCUCAUGGGAGCUGUAUUCAGUAUGGUCAAAUACAAUUCCUGUGCAAACAGGCCCUUUUCUGCCCUCUGGUGGUUUUGGCUGUGUUUGACUGGAAUAAACCUUGCUGGUGCAAUGGGGGUGAAAUUUGUUGGCCUUUUUGUAGUCCUCUUUGUUGGACUGAACACUGUGUGUGAUCUUUGGGAGUUGCUGGGAGAUCUCAGUCUGUCAUUGGUCACUCUGGGGAAGCACUUUCUGGCUCGUGUACUCUGUCUCAUUUUGCUGCCACUUGCCCUCUACACUGCUCUGUUUGCUGUUCAUUUUGCAGUCUUAAAUAGAAGUGGGCCUGGUGAUGGCUUUUUCAGUUCUGGAUUUCAGUCUCGGCUGAUUGGAAACAAUCUUCAUAAUGUAUCUGUUCCAGAAUACUUGGCAUAUGGCUCUGUAGUUACAGUAAAGAACCUUCGUAUGGCAGGUGGAUAUCUUCACUCUCAUUGGCAUUUAUAUCCUGAGGGAGUAGGAGCACAGCAGCAGCAGGUUACUGCAUAUUUACAUAAAGACUUGAAUAAUUUAUGGAUUAUAAAGAAACACAAUGUGAACAAAGAUCAUUCAGACCCAUCCUUCCCUUUGGAGUUUGUGAGGCAUGGAGAUAUUAUUCGCCUGGAACAUAAAGAGACUUCUAGAAACCUGCACAGUCAUCAACAUGAAGCCCCCUUGACAAGAAAGCAUCUUCAGGUUACUGGGUAUGGCAUAAAUGGAACUGGGGACUCCAAUGAUUUCUGGCGAAUUGAGGUUGUAGGAAGAAAAGCUGGGAAACGUAUCAAAGUCCUACGUAGUCAACUCCGACUGAUUCAUCUAGCUACUGGCUGCAUCUUGGGUUCAACUGGAAAGACGCUACCAAAAUGGGGCUGGGAGCAAGUGGAAGUCACUUGCACUCCAUAUCAGAAGGAGAAUCCUAAUACUCUCUGGAAUGUUGAAGAUCACAUCAAUCCUAGAUUGCCGAAUAUCAGUUUGGAUGUUCUGAAACCAUCCUUUCCAGAGAUUCUGCUGGAGUCUCACAUGGUUAUGAUCCGAGGAAACAGUGGCCUCAAGCCAAAGGAGAAUGAAGUCACAUCCAAACCCUGGCAUUGGCCCAUCAAUUAUCAGGGCCUCCGUUUUUCUGGAAUCAAUGAAACAGACUAUAGAGUUUAUUUACUAGGAAACCCGGUGAUCUGGUGGAUGAACUUAAUCACAAUUGGAUUAUAUCUCUUCAUGACAAUAUUUGUAUCUGUGGCCAUGAAAAGAGGAGUCCAGCUGACAGCUGAGCACAAAGAGCUCUCUGAAGUCCUGCUAAAUGGUGGAGGGAAGAGUUAUGCUGGGAUGGCUUCUUCAUUAUCUUCCUUUCUUCAUGAUGGGACGCGGGGUGCUCUAUUUUCUCAUUAUUUUCCUGCCAUGCUUUUCUCCACUAUGUUGACAGGGAUUACCUGGGAUGUAUUUCUGAAAUUCUGGGCUGGGCCCCAGUCAUGCAGCAUCCAAAGGAGAAAAGUUUACAAAUAUGGGAUAGUGAUAUUGAUCCUGCUCAGUAUGUAUAGCUUCUACCUCUUCCACCCUCUCUCCUAUGGGAUGGUAGGACCUCUGGCUUCUGAUACCAACAGCCCAAUGGCAGGACUUAGGUGGCUGGAAACAUGGGAGUUCUAGAUCCAGCCUGAAAGAAGAAGGGAGCAAAACAGAAGAACAGAAAUGGUGAAACCUUCACUGUGAAGAAUCUUUCCCAGCAGUGUUUCUGUGCUGAUACAGACAGUGGACUGUGCACCUCAGGCCCUGAGAAAAGCUGGCAGCAGUGAAGGAGAAUAUAGUUUUUUGUGGGUUUUUCGGACUAUGUAAAUUGAAGGAGAACUUUGGCCAAGUGGCCUAGGGUUCCAGUUACUUGAUCCAGUUGCUGCUCUCAAGAUUGAACCAUCCAAGCAAUAUGUUUUAAGCCUGGCCUCUACAGCAGGAUUAUUUGUGUGAAAAUUUGGGGAUGUGUGUUUGUUUGUUUGGGCAAGAGUGUAGCUUAGUGCUGUCUCUCCUCAUGUGUGAUUUAUUAGAGCACAGAAAAUAUCAAACAUACAUAGAGAUGAGACAGACUUUGAUAUCAGGGUAGUUUACAUCCAAGAACUUUUUUAUCAUUAUGUUUUUAAAACUACAUGAGAGUAGGUGGGUAUAUGCACACAGACACCACGUAUAUGUCUUCCUGUGGGAGUUCUGUGACUGCUCCUCUGGACUUCAGAAACUUUGACUUAAUCGUUACAAUAGUGUGAAGCCUUUGGAGACUCUGUGCCUUGUUUACUUUUCAAACAAAAGGCAGUUGAUUUUUUCCCAUUUUUGCACAACACCUUUGCUCUCAGAGUACAGAGAACAACUUGAAAGAACUGUAAGGAUCCCAUGCGAGAAUGAAAUCGUAGCAUUCAAGUUGCUACACUGCUCCUUUGUUUAGAAAAGUCUAAGACUGAUAAAACUGGUAGCUUUUUACUUUUGUUUUAGAUUUUCUGCCCUAAAUUCCCUUUGAGAAUGACGUAAAAGUUACACAGUAGAUUAGAGAUUAUGCUAGGGCCUGUCACUCAUUCUGUUAGCCUACUAGUACUUAAUUCUGUGAAGAAGCUGCUAUCUCUUUAAUGAAUGCCAUAUACAGAAUAGGCAACUAACAAUAGGCUGCUGGAACAGUUUCUUUGUUAAAUGCAUAUAGGUUUUGAGGAGACAUUAGUCUGUUUGCAGUGAUAAACUAUCUAGAAAAAGUUACUGAAAAGAUUAAAGGCAGAAGUAAAGAAGUCUUCACCUGGUUACUGAAGAGAGCUUUUCUUUAUCUACUUCUGAGAAAGUGUGAAAUAAGUCUUGAGAAGAGAUCUUGAGUGAGUUAUUGUGUACCACAGUUUUCCAAAGCAAAUUUGGCUUCAGCUAUAAUUACAUAGCUUCCUUGAAGCCUCCUUUGCAUAAGUGUCAAGAAAAUUGAGGCCAUCCAAUAAUUCAUUUUAGCAUCUGUAUUAAAGCCUGAAGCCUGCCGCGUCCUAUUGCCCUGUACCAUCCAUCAUCAAAGGGCUGUUUCUGUUGGCAUGGAGACUAAAUGCCAGCAUCCCCAGGAGAGGUUGGAUAGAUAUGAAGUGUGUUGAUUGCUGAAGACUCUGGCUGCUAGAUUCAUUGAAAGGGGGGGGGGGGAAUGCAGGUCUAUGCUUAGUUUGGCUUAUUUAGUUAAAUAAUGUCACUAUGACCAACCCUUUAGUGGCAGUAGUUUUAGAUUUUGAUUGUAUGGGCAGUAUCCAGCAGUGGAAUUCUGCUGGCAGAACAAUGUAAUUUAGCAGAAAACGCAUCCCCUCCAAAACAAACAAACAAA
This is a messenger RNA of Sceloporus undulatus (fence lizard), 4409 nucleotides long. RefSeq names its product protein O-mannosyltransferase 2 (gene POMT2). Gene Ontology annotation, molecular function: mannosyltransferase activity. The record is from RefSeq and is a predicted model, not a curated record. The transcript has 21 exons. Gene Ontology annotation, biological process: protein O-linked glycosylation. NCBI's taxonomy places the organism in Eukaryota, Metazoa, Chordata, Lepidosauria, Squamata, Phrynosomatidae. The coding region runs from base 758 to 2740 and encodes 660 amino acids. Gene Ontology annotation, cellular component: membrane.